This is a messenger RNA of Haliotis rufescens (red abalone), 4006 nucleotides long. RefSeq names its product CD151 antigen-like. The record is from RefSeq and is a predicted model, not a curated record. NCBI's taxonomy places the organism in Eukaryota, Metazoa, Mollusca, Gastropoda, Lepetellida, Haliotidae. Bases 442 to 1314 code for a protein of 290 amino acids. The transcript is spliced from 10 exons. Gene Ontology annotation, cellular component: membrane.
AGCAGUAUCAUGCCAUACAAUUAACGUUGUUUGGACAGGCAAUUAGUGUCAUAAAUAACUGUGCGUGCAUAUUUGUCUAUUAUUGCAGGCGUUUCGAAAAUACACGUCGAUUCCCAUUGCUGAUUCACGACCAAAAGACUAGAGUGUUUCCUUGAACUUUCCACACCCACUUCCGCAUUUCGUCCCAUUCUAACUUACACACCUGAGAGUUCGGACUAUAAAGCGAAGCGGGAAGGUGUGUCGACAAUACACGUGGACUCCCAUUGCUGAUUCGCGACCAAAAGAGUGUUUCCUUGAACUUUCCACAGCGACUUCCGCAUUUCGGCCCAUUCUAACUUACACACCUGAGAGUUCAGACUAUAAAGCGAAGCGGGAAGGUGCAGUCCAUGCUGAGUGAUCGUAAAAGUCUAGAUUACCCACAGUGCACCUGACGGGUCCAACAUGGGUCCGAGCACCGGUUUCAUGAAGUUGCUCUUGAUGACCUUCUGUUCAUUGUUUCUGAUUGCUGGCAUUGCUAUAAUUGCUGUUUCAAUAUGGAGCAUCGCAGAUAAGAUCUUCCUGUCUCACAUCAUCGGCUCAGAUCUGAUCACCGUGGCGUCCUACUUCCUGCUCAUCGGUGGCAUUGUAGUGGUCGCCAGCGCCAUCGUGGGCCUUGUGGCCACCGCUCGGCAAAACAGGAUCUUACUCAUUGUGUUUUUCGUCCUCCUCCUCCUCAUCUUCCUCCUGCUCCUUAUCGGUGCCAUCAUGGCCGCGGUGUUCCAAGGGGAGCUUGAAGAGCAGAUGCAGAAUUCCAUGGCUGAAUCCCUGCAGCAGAAAUAUGGUGCUCGUGGACGUGAAAAUGUUGCAGCUACUGAUGCCUGGAACAAAGUACAGAAAGACUUGAGGUGCUGUGCUGUGCGUGGGUCUGACUGGGAACUCUACCGGGGUACAGCGUUCUUCACGGAACAGCAGAACUACAACAGGAAGAAGUACGUCCCGGAGACCUGCUGUGUCUAUGAUGAGAGGAUAGGAGAUUAUACAGACGUGGCAAAGUGUCAGAACUUUGGGAUGGGACCUCCCAACAAUCUAGAAUCAAACAUCAGAAACAAAUUUCUGUAUUAUAAUGGGUGCUAUUCCAGUGCGAAGACCUUUCUGCAGGACCACUCUGGGAUACUAAUGGCCAUUGGCUUUGUCUUCUCCAUCUCUAUGAUUUCAGGUUUGGUGUUGACGAUUUUCUAUUUCCGACGUGUGGUUGGUGACCAAGAUGCGGAACGUAAGCAUAGAUAUACUGAAGACGAUACUGCCGUGGAAGAAAGAGAGAACGAGAGACUGUGAGAAAGGAGAAACUCAGAGGCUGAAAGUCACAGCCUUGACAUUUAGUCACAAGACCUUGUCUUCAGUGUCAUAUGACCUUGCACUUCAGAUUUUUUUUACCUUCACUGAGAGUCAUAACCUUGACUUUGUUGGUUACGUGGACUUGACACGGAAAGAUUCUGGCAUUAAAGGGCCUUGACCUUGUGAAUAGUAUGCAACAUUGAGAUCUGAUAUUUGACAAGUCACACCGAAUAAAUGGUAUCAUUAAGAAUAAAUACAACUCAAUGGAUAACAACUUCUGGUCUAGUACAUUAAGUGAUUCUCACACCUUUAUGAAGCUGGAGUGACUACACCCAAGCAGUGAGAGGUUACAUACAUCAUGUGCUGUGAUAAGCAGAUUAACAUGAACAACAACAGGUACGAGACUGCACGUAGCUAAUAGAUAUCUGUGUAGUCACUUCAGCUAGGACCCGUGAAGAUUCCGGGGUAGAAUAGGUCUUCAGCAACCCAUGCUUGUCGUAAAAGGCGACUAACGGGAUCGGGUGGUCAGGCUCGCUGACUUGGUUGAUACAUGUCAUCGAUCCCAAUUGCGUGGAUCGAUGCUCAUGAUGUCAAUCACUGGAUUGUCUGGUCCAGACUCGAUUAUUUACAGACCGCCGUCAUAUAGCUGGAAUAUUUCUGAGUGCGGCGUUAAACAACAAACCAACCACUUCAGCUUGGAAACGGUGUAAGAUUCUACAUUGAAACGUCACUAAAUGCAAUGAACCAGAAGUAGUUUUUCAUAAAGUUGUAUGUUUUCUGUAUUACUCACCAACUUAUAGAAUGAUAGUCAGACAGUUGUGUCAAGUUUACCAGAUGUGAAACUUAUUGUCAGCAUUCCAAGAAGAAAUGUUUGUGAAUUUGUGAAGAUGAAUGAAUUAACUGUGUAACCAUGGUAACUGCCCAUCCGAAAACUGACCAACAGUGGCAGGUUAGCAUGUUAACGAGAAUGUCGUAGUUUAGUCUUUUUGCAAAAACAGUAACAUAUUUUAUUGGCUAACUGUGGCAUUAUUCUUAGUUAAUACACUAGUAACAGGAAUUAGAUUCUGUCAGUAGUUCAUUGGACUAUUUUAUAUGUUUUAAAAAAGAACUUUUUUUUACUUAUUUACUCAUUAGAUGUGAUUUCAGCAAUAUAUGAAUUUCAUUUUGCAUUUAAGGAAGAUUAAAAAGAAUUCAAACGUACAAUGUGUAAAUAUUAGUUGAUUUCAUGGGAGUAAAUUAAAAAGGUACUUCUCAAAUUUGGAGAAAUUUCACUUGUGCCUAUUUGAUGCUUAUUCUGUAGUGUUGUAUAAUUGCAUUGAAUGUUGUCCAUCUUAGCUUUUACCAUGCACCUGGUCAGUAUUGAAGACCCGCGCGUCAGCAGUUCCUGGUCAACAGACAUUGCAUACUGUGUCCAUUGUGGGUCAGGGUGGUCAUGUUACAGCAGGUCACUGUUCUGAAAUAAUUUCUUACCUGCCAGGAUCCAGUGAUUGAGGUUUCUAACCUCAGAAUCGACCUGAUUAUCAUCCAUGGUUUUGUCAGUGUCAUGCUGAGCUUGUGGGUUUCACCGAGUUAGUUAACAUUGACAUUCAUCCGUCAUAAACUGCCAUGCCAUUAAUGAUUUAGUUUUCUAAGCAGCGUUCUAAAAGGUGAUACAUUCCUUCCCAUGCACUUACCCCUACACAGAGAGGUAGGAUUCGAUGCCAAAAAUAAUAUGUUCAUGUUCAGUAAUAAAGUGAACUUUAUGUUGUGGUAAACUUCAAAUUGUUCAGCUUACUAAAAUAACUCAGAUUUUCUAGGCUGGAAUAUUGCUGAGUGCGGCGUUAAACAACAAACAAACCAAAAUACUGUCAAACUCAUUCUCUAGCCAGUGCUGCUAUGGUCAAACCCGCUUGACAGGCGAAUAGCGUGACUUGCGCCCAAUGAAACUUUUUGUGACCCUUGAAAGGUUUUUGUAUGAUCUUUCAUAUGACUCAAUUUACCUUUAAUCCAAAUGGUCAUUGUGUGUAGAGCUGGUGUACAUUAAGGAAAGGGAGGCCACUCUAAGUGUAAGGGGCAGAUAACCACCCUUGACCUGUUUCUUCUCUGAGGGUGUAUCAUGUUUGUGUCAUUAAAGUGUGCUGCAUUUGUAAAACACCUUUAGGUUUUAUGCUUUUUGUAGACUCGGAGUGUAUUGUAAGUAUUUAAUGCGUAAAUGUUGAUUUUAAUAAGACGAUGGCUUUCUGGCAAAUUCACAAUGAAACAAUUUUUGUCAGGGAAUUCUCUCGUGUGUGUAAUCCAGAUAAUCCAUACCUGUGACUCAGGGCGGUUCACUGUUUUAACAAUGUAAUUAUUAUCACAUAACAUGUUUAUAGUGGGUACUGAAGCAGUGACAAGGAUGAUGUGAUACUGAGUGGGAUGGCGUGGUCGGGUAGCCUAGUGGUUAAAGCGUUCGCUCGUCACGCCGAAGACCCGGUUGCGAUUCCCAACAUGGGUACAAUGUGUGAAGCCCAUUUGUGGUGUCCCCCGCCGUGAUAUUGCUGGAAUAUUGCUAAAAGCGGCAUAAAACCAUACUCACUCACUCACUCACUCACUCACUGAGUGUGAUACAUAGGCGUUAACUUCCUUCACACAAGGACCAUGUAUAUCUAAUCAUAUAACGAAAGUUUUUAAUCAAUGAGAUAUACCAAUCUGAAAACUUGUUAUCACAAUUCAA